GUCAGCCGCAGCGGUGGGCGGCGCUGUGACAAACCGAGUGAGAGUGGAGGAGCUGAGAAGGAGAGCAGCUCCGGUUUGAUUUGCGGAAGUAAACACAUCAACAAAGAAAGAUGGCCGAAGUGAUAGAGCUGCAGAAACUUAAGCUUGCUGAACUGAGGCAGGAAUGCGAUGCCCGAGGUUUGGAGACCAAGGGAAACAAAGGGGAGCUCAUCGCCCGACUCCAGGCUUAUCUGGAGGAACACGAGGAAGAUGUGGAUGUAGAUGAUGUGCUUGCAGAGGAUGCAGUGGACUUCACUAAAGUUGAGAGUUCCAACGACGUAAAAGACGACAAGGAUUCUGAAGCGAUCGAGCCUGAGCCGCCUGCCGAGAAGAAGGUGGUGAAAAUAACUCCUCCAUUAUCUGCCAGCGAGAGGCUUCAGAAGAGAGCCGAACGUUUCAACCUGCCGGCUUCAUCUGAAAGCAAGAAGGCUAUACGUGCAGCAAGGUUUGGCUUACCUGCUACUUCAAGUCCCUCUCCAGGUGUUGUUGUAAACAGUAAAGCUGCGGUGAAUGUCGAUCAGCUAAAGAAGAGGGCAGAAAGAUUUGGCAUGAACGUCUCAUCUAUUUCUCAAAAGAUUGAGGAGGAUGAGAAGCUUAAGAAGAGGAAGGAGCGGUUUGGAGUCCCAACAAGCGCAGGCUCAGUUGGUGCAGACGACAUCGAGGCAAAGAAGAUGAAACGUGCGGAAAGAUUUGGAAAAGUGUAAAUAAAGUUUGAUGUAGGGUU
This is a messenger RNA of Oreochromis aureus, 763 nucleotides long. Its product is annotated as SAP domain containing ribonucleoprotein. The transcript has 11 exons. Lineage: Eukaryota; Metazoa; Chordata; Actinopteri; Cichliformes; Cichlidae. Bases 111 to 743 code for a protein of 210 amino acids. The record is from RefSeq and is a predicted model, not a curated record. Gene Ontology annotation, biological process: poly(A)+ mRNA export from nucleus. Gene Ontology annotation, cellular component: nucleus.